AUGGAUAAUGACAACACGACAACAGGCUUCUCCAUCGUGAAGAGUCCUCGUGGGGAUACCCCUCAUCCCAAUCUCCUGGCCUCGUUGCAUCCUCUCGACAAUGCCAACCUCCUCUCCAAGGCCAUCUUUGGGUGGGCCAACUCCACCCUUCGAGAAGGCAACCGACGCCAACUCGGUCCCGAAGACUUGUGGCCCCUCCAGGAAUCCAACAAGGCGGCACCCUUGGCCUCCAACUACGCCGCUGUCUACGUCACCCGAGGCAAGAGCAUCUUGCGCACCUUCUUCGCGAUCUACUGGGCCAAACUCGUUGGCGUUGGACUCAUGCAAUUGUUCACGGUGGCCUGCGACCUCUACGGACCUGCCUACGUGCUCCAGAAAGUGGUGCGGGCCGUGCAACAGCCAGUGUUUGACGCCACCGCGACGUCGCUGCUGGUGUUGUCCCUUUACGGCAUACAAGUCCUGAGUGCUUUCACGAAAGCGCACAUGAAGUUCAUAAACGACGUGAUCGGUAUCCAGCUUGCCUCCAGUCUGCGCUCGAUGUUGUUUGAGAAAGCACUCAAGCUGAAUGCCAAGUCCAAGAAGGAAAAGUCCACAGGUGACAUCGCCAACUUGUUCUCCACCGAUAUUAUCAACAUCAUGCAAUUUGCAGCCAGCAUGAACCUGAUUUGGAUCGUGCCGGUGCAGAUUGGCGUCGUGCUCUUCCUGUUGUACUUGCUCGUGGGGUGGUCCAUCUUCGUGGGUCUCGCGGUUGUGUUUGUGAUUCUCGCGUUGAACGCCGUGGUGGCUGUCGUGCUGGGCAAAGAGCUAGACCACAUGUUCAAGGCCAAGGACAAUCGCAUGAAAGUCGUCAACGAAGUGUUCGGGGCUAUCCAAAUCGUCAAGUUCAACGCGUGGGAAGAGAAGUUUCUGGCCAAGCUCACCGAGUUGCGCCUUGUGGAAAUUGUGUCCAUUUGGAAGUACAUGCGGUACCACUUGGUGCUCGUCACGUUUUUGUUCACCACUCCGGUGUUGGUCACGAUCGCAAUCUUUGCCACGUUCGCUCUGUGGAUGAACCAGGCGUUGACUGUCGAGAUUGUGUUUUCGACCCUGGCGUUGUUCAGGUCUAUGCAACAUGCCCUCUACAGCCUGCCUAUUGUCAUCACGUCUACCGUGCAGUGCUUUGUGUCUGUGAAGCGCAUCAACGCUGUGCUGCAUAUGGAUGAAUGCGACCCGUCGGACGUUCAGACACCAGCCUCCAACGCCGCGCUCAAGGCCAAGUACGCCACCGACCGCACGGUGCUGGCCAUUGACCAAGGCUCGUUUGGCUGGCACGCUGGGGAGUCGGACAAGGACAGCGCCACUGACACGAAAGUCGCAGACGCUGUCGCCCCGGAAGUCAAUGCCGACGACGACAACGCUGUGUCUGUCCUAUUUGCCGACGUCAAUUUGACGAUCCAGCAAGGCCAAUUCGUAGUCCUCCAUGGCGCCGUGGGCCAAGGCAAGUCGUCACUAUGUGCAGCGCUUCUCGGAGAAAUGCGCAAACUGGCCGGGACGGUGUUCGUGGGGGGCGACAUCGCGUACUUUGCCCAGCAGCCGUGGAUUCAGAACGCCACCAUCCGAGACAACAUCCUCUUUGGAAAGCCGUUCGACGCAGCCAAGUACGCCAACGUCGUGGAAGCGUGUGCGUUGACCAAGGACAUUGCAGAGUUGCCUGCUGGGGACAGCACGGAAAUCGGCCAGAAGGGCAUCAACUUGUCGGGGGGACAGAAGGCGCGCGUGAGCUUGGCCCGCGCGUGCUACAGCGACGCCGAUAUUUUCGUGCUGGACUCGCCCUUAUCCGCCGUGGACGCCAUCGUGCAGAACGAGAUCUUCACCAAGUGUUUCCUCGGCCUGCUGCGAUACAAAACCAUCCUCUUGUCCACGUCACCUCGCAACCGCACCAACUCGCCCAAGCCAGUCUCAUCUGUCACCCCCUUGCCUCCCCCCACGGCCUACUGGGCGGUGGAUAGCCAGGAUAUCCUCGACGACUUGGUCGUCAAGCCUGACAACAACGACGACAGCCGUGACAAAACCCUGCUGGACACGACGGAGCAACAAUCGGGAACCCUCGUGUUGGAAGAAGGGCGUGCCGAAGGCCGCGUGUCCAAGGCUGUCGUGGUAGAGUACAUCCGGGCGAUCGGAGGUUGGCGGUCCAUGUCCGUGAUGGUGUUUCUGACGGUGGCUGUCGAAGCCAUCAAGGUCGGCAGCGACAUGUGA
Messenger RNA from Aphanomyces astaci, 2235 nucleotides. RefSeq lists its product as hypothetical. The record is from RefSeq and is a predicted model, not a curated record. Lineage: Eukaryota; Oomycota; Saprolegniomycetes; Saprolegniales; Verrucalvaceae. Bases 1 to 2235 code for a protein of 744 amino acids. The transcript is spliced from 2 exons. Gene Ontology annotation, molecular function: ABC-type transporter activity; ATP hydrolysis activity; ATP binding. Gene Ontology annotation, cellular component: membrane. Gene Ontology annotation, biological process: transmembrane transport.